AUAUAUGUCUUCAUUUCAUAGAAGGCRUCAAUACUUUGAUUUAGUCCAUAUGAAAAUGAAGCAAGAUUCKGCUAGGAACGCUGCAUACACUGUGGAUUGUGAAGACUAUGUGCACGUCGUAAAAUUCAAUCCAUUUGAUAGUGGAGACUCGUGUGCCCUAAUUGCAUAUGGUGGCAAUAAUUACGUCGUUGUGGGAACUUGCAGAUUUCAGGAAGAAGAUGCUGAAGUGGAAGGGAUGCAGUAUAAAACACUAAGAACAUUUCACCAUGGAAUUCGAGUUGAUGCCAUAGCAUGGAGUCCAGAAACUCGACUUGAUGCUUUACCUCCYCAGUUAAGAUUUUGUACUGCAGCUUCUGAUAAGAAGUUAAGGCUAUUCACUUCAGAUCUGCAGGACAAGAAUGAAUAUAAGGAAUUUGAUGGCCACUCAGAUUACAUAAAUGAUCUGGUGUUUGCUCCCAAAGAAGGUCAGGAAGUUGCAAGUGUGAGUGAUGAUCAUACAUGCAGGGUCUGGGAUUUGGAAGGAAAUGAGAAGGCCCAUUUUGUUUUACGUUCUCCUGGAAUGAGUGUUUGCUGGCAUCCUGAGGAGGCCUUUAAGCUGAUGGUAGCAGAGAAGAAUGGAACAAUACGAUUCUAUGACCUGCUAACGCAGCAGGCAAUUCUGUCUCUGGAGUGUGAACAGAAACCACUGAUGUCAGCAGACUGGUGUUUAAAGAAUACUCUUAAAAUUGGAGCAGUUGCUGGAAGCGAUUGGCUAAUUUGGGAUAUUGCUCACUCCAGUUAUCCACAAGAUAAGAGACCUGUCCACGUGGAUCGAGCCAGAUUAUUCAGAUGGUCCCGAGUGAAUGAAAAUCUGUUUGCGACCACUGGAUUUCCAGGAAAGACAAAUACUCAAGUCCUGGUUCAUCAUUUAGGACAUCCACAGCCCAUUCUUAUUGGCACUGCAGCUGUAGGAUCUGGCUUGACCUGGCACAGGACUCUUCCAUUAUGUGCCGUCGGAGGAGAUCAUAAAAUUUUCUUUUGGGUGACUGAAAUGUAAAAUAAGCAUUUAUUUUGAUUAUUAAACUUCACACCCUGAUGUCCUUUAUGCAUAAAACAUAAA
Nothoprocta perdicaria is the source of this 1099-nucleotide messenger RNA. It is a transcript of the gene NUP37, whose product is annotated as nucleoporin 37. Gene Ontology annotation, molecular function: protein binding. Bases 5 to 1036 code for a protein of 343 amino acids. Gene Ontology annotation, cellular component: nuclear pore outer ring. Lineage: Eukaryota; Metazoa; Chordata; Aves; Tinamiformes; Tinamidae. The record is from RefSeq and is a predicted model, not a curated record. The transcript has 9 exons.